UAUUGACAUCAUUUACAACAAAUGGCGCACCGUUAGAUGAUAACAAUGAUAGGAUGGGAGGACAGGAGGUAGUAGUAGUAGAGGAUGACAGUCUGGAUCGGUUAGUUAGCAAUAGUCAAUCGUUGGUCAUCAGCGGCAACAACAACAACAACAAUCAUCAUCAGCAUACCGGUGCCGACCACCACCACCAUCAGCACCCACGGCCUAAACACCAGCACCGGCCUAAACGACACGAAAAACUACGUAAAUUUCGGACAAACUUCGAUAUCGUCGAAAUGCCCGAACAUAUGCAAUCGGAUGCCAUUGAAUUUGCUACCGAAUCCCUGGACAAGUAUGGCCAGGACUACGAUGAAGCUGCCGAUCAUAUGUGUAGACGUAUUGAACAAAAAUAUCGGGAAAUCUGGUCGUGCUUGAUUGGCCAAAAUUUUGGCUACUCUAUCGAGGAACCGGAGCCCGGCAAAUUUAUGCUAUUUUAUAUUGGCAAUGUCAAUAGGAUCAGGGUAAUGGCCUAUGUAUCGAAAUUGUCAUCGUCAUCAUCAUCACAAACGUAACCUUUAAUCACCGUAACACAUCCCGUUCCCCAUCACCACCACCCCACCAUUAACCAAUCAUCAUCCACCCAACCC
Messenger RNA from Oppia nitens, 626 nucleotides. RefSeq lists its product as uncharacterized. The coding region runs from base 54 to 551 and encodes 165 amino acids. Lineage: Eukaryota; Metazoa; Arthropoda; Arachnida; Sarcoptiformes; Oppiidae. The transcript has 2 exons. The record is from RefSeq and is a predicted model, not a curated record. Gene Ontology annotation, molecular function: dynein intermediate chain binding; dynein light intermediate chain binding. Gene Ontology annotation, cellular component: dynein complex. Gene Ontology annotation, biological process: microtubule-based process.